This is a messenger RNA of Staurois parvus, 930 nucleotides long. The record is from the annotation of a GenBank genome assembly. NCBI's taxonomy places the organism in Eukaryota, Metazoa, Chordata, Amphibia, Anura, Ranidae.
AUGUCGGACUCUAAUAAAGAACUGGUGGAUCUGGUGUGGGGGGAGAAGAAUGGUAAAGGCUUGGUGGACUCUAUAUUCAGCCGCUGGACACAAGGGUUUGUGUUCAGUGACUCGGAACCUACAGCUCUGGAACAGUUUGAAGGAGGCCCGUGUGCUGUGAUUGCACCUGUACAGGCUUUUUUAUUAAAGAAUCAACUAUUUGCUUCUGAGAAGCCUAACUGGAGAAACUGCCAAGAAGAUGAGCAGAAAGGCAUCUUAUGUCAGACGCUGUGUGACAUUCUGGAAAUGGCCAGCACAAUCAAUUCCAACUCCUACUGCCUGGCCUCAUGGCAGAAAGGAAAAGUCGCCCCGGAGCCUGAGAGGGAGCUUUCUGCAGAAACGAGCCAACCUGAAGAGACGCCAACUGCGUUGGCUGCAGAGGAGCUUGGCUUUGAAAGAUUUCAUGCGUUAAUUCAAAAAAGAACUUUUCGAAAUUUUAGUGAGCUGAAGGGAGCUUUAUGGGAUGAAUACUUAACUUGGCAGAACAAGUUCGGUGUGCUGCUGUUCUUGUACUCUGUCAUCCUCACCAAGGGUAUUGAAAAUGUGAAGAAUGAAAUAGAAGAUGCAGAUGAGCCAUUGAUAGACCCAGUAUAUGGGCAUGGCAGCCAAAGUUUGAUUAAUCUUCUGCUGACAGGACACGCCGUUUCCAAUGUGUGGGAUGGAGAUCGAGAGUGUUCAGGGAUGAAGCUGCUCGGUAUCCACAGUCAGGCACAUGUUGGUUUUCUCACACUGAUGGAGUCUCUCCGAUACUGCAAGGUAGGCGGUUUCCUGAAGUCUCCAAAGUACCCGAUCUGGGUGAUUGGUAGCGAAACGCAUCUUACAGUGUUCUUCACCAAGGUGAGAUAUUUUAUAUCUGUCAUUGGGAAUAUCUGUUUUCAUGAACUUGUAUAA